Fusarium redolens is the source of this 923-nucleotide messenger RNA. RefSeq lists its product as uncharacterized. The record is from RefSeq and is a predicted model, not a curated record. The transcript has a single exon. Lineage: Eukaryota; Fungi; Ascomycota; Sordariomycetes; Hypocreales; Nectriaceae. The coding region runs from base 179 to 751 and encodes 190 amino acids. Gene Ontology annotation, molecular function: double-stranded RNA binding.
CAUUCAUGCUGGGCCACAAAGAUCAUAGAAAUAUCACGAUUCUCUCCCACCACUGUACUUGACACUAUGGGCUUCAUGAAUGCAAUUACUAGCGAUACCUCACCUCGAGUGACACCAAGACCCGACGAGCUUCCAGACGCAAAACGUGACGCUCUCAGGGCUUUCGAAGUUUUGAAAGAUGGCAGCGUCAUCAACGCCCCAACAAGAUGUCGGGUACGUUAUUGUGGCCGCAAACUUGGAUGCAAUCGAGCGUAUCUUUAUCGUCAAGAAGCGUAAAGAAGGACAUUCCAUGGGCGUCAUCGGAACAUACGACCUUCUCACGCGACUAUAUGAUCUCCCAGAUGGCAAAUACACUAUCGUUCGAAUAUUUACGGAAGAGUUAGGGUUGACGGUUGCUUUCGUUGGAAAGAUGAAAGAGUCAGCGGCAGAACUCAUCUCGAAUGUUGAGCGGGUUGUAACGAACGGCACUUUGGGUUUCACCGCUGGCGAAGGUCCUUUUUCAUGUGAACUUGCGCGGCUAGACGAUGAGAAUGGUUUGGUGAUGGUGGGCAGCAGUGCCAACUUGACGGAUCAAGGGCAGAAAUUUCGAGUUGAGGACAUUGAACCCGAGAUUGUUGAAGCAGCUGAUCUGGUAGUCGACUAUGGUCGGCAAAAGUGGCACUUAUAUGGAAGGGCUGGGACUAUCUUGGACUUGAUAAUGAGCGUGUAUUGCGGAUCGGGGCAAACUAUGAGAGUAUAUGGGAGAAGUUAGUUGAUUUCUUUGGAUUGAAUGUGCCAGAUGAUCCAGACUAUGAUAUGACUGGAAAGAAGACGCUUGGUUUCUCUAUCAAGUUGAGUCUGGAUAAUUGAAGCUCAUAGCACAGGGAAACAGUAAAAGAAGAUACAAUAUGAUCACAAACUCAUAAUAUUUCUAUAAAUAACAG